Messenger RNA from Magnolia sinica, 798 nucleotides. RefSeq names its product fasciclin-like arabinogalactan protein 21. Lineage: Eukaryota; Viridiplantae; Streptophyta; Magnoliopsida; Magnoliales; Magnoliaceae. The record is from RefSeq and is a predicted model, not a curated record. The coding region runs from base 1 to 798 and encodes 265 amino acids. The transcript has a single exon.
AUGCCUUUCCCUUCCUGCUCUUCUUGCGUCCAUGCCAUCACCUACACCGUCCUCUCGAUCACUCUAGCAGUCUUUGCAAUCUGCUCAGCCUCUCAAUCCCACAAGACCCAAAUCCCCGUUUCCCCAGCAGACGACCAGUCAUCGUCGCGGGCCCAAAAUCUAUCCACGAAUGCCAUAGAGGCCCUACAGAAAUUGGGCUACAAUAUCUCGGCCACCCUCCUCCAGCUCCGCUCUGAGCACUUCCUCCCACCCUCCCAAGGGACCCUCUUUGCCAUCAUCGACCCCGCAAUCUCUAACAUCUCCCUCCCAGCCCAAUUCAUGACAGAUUUCCUCCAUUACCACACCUCCCCUAAAAAACUCACCUUCCAAGAUCUCCUACUGCGCCCCCUCAACAGCUGCAUCCCAACCCUUCUCCACCAAAAGAAUCUCAUGAUCACAAAAAUCAACCAAGAAGAAAGAAUGGUGGAGAUCAAUCGGGUCCCAAUAUCUCAUCCGGAUAUCUACACCGAUAGCCAUUACACGAUCCACGGCAUUCUUGCGCCGUUCUACUCCCCCAAGCCCGCUGAUUUCCUGAUUAGCAAUGAUCCGAUACCGUCACCGAUGUGCAAUGAGAAUGGUGGCCUGAUCGCGAAUCCUAAUGGUGAAAGAAAUGCAGUCCCAUGGCCUCAGAUCAUCCGGCUACUUGGCUUGAAUGGAUUCACCUCAUUUUCAAUUGGAUUGCAAUUGGUUCUUGAUGGGAUUCUUCAAGAUUUUGGGAAUUUGAGUUCAGUUACGAUCUUCGCCAUCGCCGUUGCUUGA